This is a messenger RNA of Emiliania huxleyi CCMP1516, 1016 nucleotides long. RefSeq lists its product as hypothetical. Bases 1 to 936 code for a protein of 311 amino acids. Gene Ontology annotation, molecular function: protein binding. Lineage: Eukaryota; Haptophyta; Isochrysidales; Noelaerhabdaceae. The transcript is spliced from 3 exons. Gene Ontology annotation, cellular component: cytoplasm; nucleus. The record is from RefSeq and is a predicted model, not a curated record.
AUGAAAGAGCUCUUCUGGGCGGCGCGGCACGGCAGGGUGGCCGAGAUUGGCGAGGCUCUCGCCGCCGGCGCCGACAUCGACUGGCGUCACCCGGUCGAUGGCCGCACUCCGCUCGGCGCCGCCGCAGCCUUUGACCAGCUCGAGGCGCUCGAGGCACUCCUCGCCGGCGGCGCGGCGUUGGAGGCGCGCGAGUCCGAGACGGGACUGACGCCGCUCGGGGUUGCGGUCCUCGAGGGAUCGGCGCGCUGCCUCGGCGCGCUGCUGCGAGCUGGCGCCGAUGUCGACGCGACGGAUGCCGACGGGUGGACGCCGCUGAUGCACGCGGCGGCGCGGAACCAGCUGUUCGAGGCGCAGAGCCUCAAGGCUGCGGGCGCCUCGCUCGGGGCCAACGUGGACGGUGUCGGCGCGCGGGAGCUCGCCGCCUCCGAGGGCCACGACGCAGUGCUUGCGCUCCUCAGCCAGGCGCAGCCGCCAUCCGCCGCCAAGCUCGAGUCCAGCGGGCCCGCCGCGGCGGCCACGACGCCGCAGCUCACCGACAGCGGCGCGGCUGUGAUGGCUUCGGCGCCCAUCGCCGCACUUUUGCAGGAGGGUGUGGUGUACCCGCCGCUGCUGAUGGCCCUCUCCACGACGCCCAUGCUGCAGGCUGCCCUCGUGCAGCACUUGACGGGAGGAGGCACCGCGGCGGCAGAGGCGCUGCUCGGCGCGAUCGACCGCGCGGGCGCCGCCAACGGGAUCCAAGGCGCCCAGGCCGCCUUCUUCUCGCUCCUGAACGGGCCCAACAAUGGUUGCAUGGCUAGCGGCGGGAUGGGCGGGAUGGGCGGCAUGGGCGGCGGCAUGGGCCAUGGUAUGGGCCAGGGUAUGGGCCAGGGCAUGGGUCCGGGUAUGGGUCCGGGCAUGGGCAUGCACGCCGGCGCACUCGACCCGCGCCGCCGAUGAGGACGGCUGUAGCGCUCCCCCGAGAGUUGGCGACUAUCUCCACAAGUUGCGGCGCCGUGUCGUCGUCAUAAGCAGAAAAA